Molecule: messenger RNA, 1261 nt
Organism: Suillus discolor
Lineage: Eukaryota; Fungi; Basidiomycota; Agaricomycetes; Boletales; Suillaceae
Exons: 4
Coding region: 344-1126 (260 amino acids)
Source: RefSeq, a predicted model, not a curated record
CAUGCAUGUGCGCAGUCACCGGCACCCCUUUCUCCCUGAUUUCCUUUUGAGUUUCUUCUGCUCUUGGAAUGUUCCGUUCUCUUCAGAGAACAGAGACAGCGCUUGUACAAGUUGCGCCUGCACAAGGCGCUAGAAACGUGCAAAAAGGAAAUCUUUUCCGAAAGCGACAUACAAGUUUUGAUACAGGCGCAGGUGCCUGAAUGUUAAUUACACUACUUCGGGGUGCGCAACUUACAAUCACACGCAGCCGCAGUACCUCGAGAGCGCCGCAGUAUUCCCCCUUGCAUUUGCGAACUCACCCAACAACCUUUGACAUCUUUACUUGUACUACCACUAGUCCUCAAUGAUCAUCCCAGAGAAGCAGCUCCAGGAUGAGUCUGCCGAGGUGGAAGAGGCCGGGAGAGAUCAACCAGAGGCGGCGAACAACGCCAUGGAUGAUGCACCACCUCCAGCAUAUUCAACACACGUGCAGCACACAUCAAGCUCAAGUUCCACCGAGUUUCAGCCUCCUUCCAAGCCUACCAAUUUUCUUUCACUUGUACUCAAGGAUAAACCUAUACGAGGCUGUUAUGUGAUCAACCCUCAGAUGGAAAUACCCCCCAGUCUGCUUCCUCAACUGAAUACAGGAGAAACAGAUCAGGAAAGGAAAAAUCUGUACCUCCGCACAAAGGACGGGAGUAUCGAUGCAGAUAUUUGGUUGAUCGGUCAAGAGGAAGCUACUCCUAGGAGUGGUAGGCGCACUACGCUCUCGCUAAGUUCCGCCGACGGAAGCAUCACGGCCAAGAUUAAUACAGUCAAGGUCGUUGCACCAUUCCUGUUGGACAUCUAUUCACGCGAUGGACGAGUAACCGUCCUUCUACCUCGGUCAUUCCACGGUUCGCUUCUCCUGAAAACCAGGCAAAGUACAAAGCUUUCCGACGACCUUUUAAAACAGAGCACCAUGUUAAGCACUGUUGAGCAUACACGGCGGUAUUUCGUCGGAGACGUUUCGCAUCGAUUGUUGGGCAACGAUUGGGACGGGGACGAGCUCAAGGUUGUGUCUCGGGACGGCAGGAUUAUAAUCAGAUAUAAAGAUGAGGCAGAGCUACCGAAAAUUGGAUUCUUCAGUCGAAUAUUCAGCAGCUAGAUGACGUAUACGAAUACUUAUAGGGGUCAGUGAUUACGAUUCAAAUUGGAUGGCACAGGCCGCGGCUUGUGGCGGCUGACCGUUGUGAUCACGGAACUGCCUCGGAGGAAUCUCCCCACGCACGGUGGCAGAUAA